Molecule: messenger RNA, 1374 nt
Organism: Plasmodium berghei ANKA
Lineage: Eukaryota; Apicomplexa; Aconoidasida; Haemosporida; Plasmodiidae
Product: Maf-like protein, putative
Exons: 1
Coding region: 1-1374 (457 amino acids)
Molecular function (GO): nucleoside triphosphate diphosphatase activity
Source: RefSeq, a predicted model, not a curated record
AUGCGGAACGACGAAAAUAAUAAAGCAAACAAACACAGUGAAUUAUUUCCUUUAGAAAAUAAUGAUGAACAAAAUAGUGAAGAAAUUAACGAGUUUGAAUUAGAAGUUGACGAAGAAGUCAUCAACUACCUAUCCUCUCUAACAUCUAAUAAAAAUGUUAAGCAUAAAAUUGUGAAAAUAAAUAAUUUAAUAGACGACCAAAUAUACAAUUAUAUAGAAACUUGUAAUAAUUGGGGUAAUGUUACCAAUUUAAAUAAAGAUCCAAAAGAAGAAGAUCAAAAUAUAAAAACAAAUCAAGGGCCAUUGAAUACGUCUCAUAUCUUCAACCAAAUAAAUGAAGAAGCUAGCAAAUGUAACAUUCAUUCCAAAAGUAGCGAUAAUUUCGAUAUCAUAAAAACAAAUACAUUACCAUUAUUUUUGUCCUCAAAAUUAUAUCAACAAAAAGAAGAUCAAAUAAAAUGCAAUGAAAAUGAACACAAAUGCAGAAAUUUUAAAAGUUGCACUAUAAUAAAUGAAACAACAGAUAUCACACUUUUGUACAAUAAAAACGAUUCACAAACAAAUGUAUUAUAUGUCUGCUAUGAUGAAGAAAAUGAUGAAUGUGAAAUAUGUAAUAGUUAUAGAUUGAAAUAUAUGCCAAAUAUGAGCAUAUUUAAAAAUAAUAAUAUAUGUGUUCCCCAAAAAAAUAUAAGCUCAAACGAUAUAAAUAAUACAUCAAAAAAAUGCAAUGAAAAUUUACUAAAUUCACUAAAAGAUUAUUUCUUUGUUUUAGGGUCAACAUCAAGCUCAAGAAAAUAUAUAUUAAAAAAAAGUGAAUUAAAUUUUUUAUCUGUUCAAAUAAAAAUUGAUGAAAAAAAAAUAGGAUGUCGAAAAAAACUUGACCCAUUUACAUUAACAUCAAAUAUAUCAGUAGCAAAAGGAAUAAAAUUAUUAAAUGUUAUUAAUAAUGAUAAUAAAUUAAAACAACAAAUUUUAGAAUUAAGUAAAAACAAAAAAGUUUUAUUAUUAGUAGGAGAUGAAGUUAUUUACUGUAAUAACCAAAUAUAUGAAAAACCGAAAAAUAAAAAAGAAGCAUAUAAUUUUAUUAAAUCUUAUAAUAAUAAUAAAUGCUAUAGUUAUAGCUCCAUUACAUUGAUCGAGUUAAUGUCCAACAAAAUUAUGACUGGAAUUGACGAGUCAGUUUUAAGUUUUACCAAUAUGAAUGACAGCAUUAUAGAAAACAUUUUAAGCGACGAAUCCAUCUAUUAUUGCGCUGGGGCAUUAAAGAUUGAAAACGUUAUUAUGAGUAAAUAUUUGAAAAAAAUCAAGGGGAAUAUCGACAGCAUUUUUGGAUUGUCCCUGAAUCUGCUAUUUCAUUUAAUCAACUUAUUAUGA